AUGAUAAGAGAGAAUUGUGGAGAAAUUGUAGUAUACAAAAAUGAUAAGUCAAUUGUAUUAUAUAACCAAACUGGACAAAUCAGAGCUCUACCAAUCUACAACAUCACUCAAAAUAACACUGAUAAUGUAUGUCCGUUUUGUGGUAGUGUUUUGAGUGGAGAGAAGUAUAAUUAUAUUGCCAAGGCUUAUUUCUAUCUCUUACAGAACUCAUUUCAAACCUUCUCAAGCCAGAAUAAUUACCCCAAUGACGUCAACAUCUCCUCACUAGAAUUACACGAAAAUUACAACCCAAACACUGCUAACACUGACACAUUCAACGGGAACGGAUUUGGUAGUGGAACUGGUGAUAGAAUUGGCGAGAAUGGACUUCGUGGUUACUUGAUAAGAAAUGACAGUUUCUCGAGAGAUGAGGACCAAUCACAAAGUGACUAUAAAGUAGUUGAUGAUAGUGAGGUGGACGUAAUGGAGCUAAUGGAGUUACCGAAGAAUAUCCCGAAAUAUUUAUUAAUAACGGGAUAUUAUAAGAGAUUUUUCAUUGAAGGACCGAAAUUAGGUUCCGGCUCCUACGGUCACGUCUACAAUUGUAUACACAUCCUCGAUGAACUCGUUCUCGGAGAAUAUGCGGUGAAGAAAAUCCCUAUUGGAGAUGAUAUGGAAUGGUUAAAAAAGGCGAUAAAGGAAAUAAAAAUAAGAGAAAACAUAAAGCAUAAGAAUGUAGUUGACUAUAACCAUUCCUGGUUAGAAAUGUACAGAAUGAAUGAAUUGUGCCCUUACAUUCCUUACCUCUUCAUUCUCAUGGAAUAUUGUAACGGUGACAAUCUAUACAAUUUUAUACAAAAAAUAUACAAAGGGGAGGAUUUACGUGAUUCCGAUAGUAUUUCCCGUGUGUCAGGUGAUGAUGUGAAUUAUCUGUCUGAUGACGAGGUGAUGAUAAUAUUUAUUGAUGUGUUGAAUGGGUUAAAUUAUUUACAUAAGAAUUUUAUAAUACACAGGGACUUAAAACCGUCAAAUAUCUUACUUAAAUAUGGUAAUGAUAGUAUUACGGUUAUGAUUUCCGAUUUCGGUACCUGCCAAGUCUUCUCACAAAAGUCAACCAAGUCAGGCUUCACCGGUACCAUAGAGUAUACUGCACCGGAACUCUUGAUUUCAUAUUACAACACUUUUAAACCCACCGAUACUACAGUGGAUAGUGUGGGUGAUACCCUGGAUACAGUGGAGGUAUUAGAGGAUAAAAUAGAUUUAUGGAGUUUGGGAGUGAUAUUAUACUACGUAUCAUAUGGAGCGUUACCGUUUUAUUCUAGUGAUAUGAAGGAAUGUGUCAAGUUAAUUAUUUACUCGAAACUUAAAACCCCUGCACAUCCUAAAAGAUCCAAACUCAUACACAACAUCAUACAUAACCUACUCUCCAAAAACAGCGGGAAUCGUAUGAGUUGUGAUGAUUUGUUGAGUAUUCCUGAUAUUAAUAAAUACUUGGGAAACACGGAAUUCAAUCAACAAAUCAGAUCACAAAUAUGCCAACGCUUCUCCACACAAUAACAUCAAUAUAUAAAAUUUUAUAUAGUUUAAAUUUUACAUAUUAAUUGUUAGAGAGGUAAUUUUUGUUAAAAUUGUUGAUGAUGCUGUUGUCAGAAUCGUAAUCUACAUCGUGAAAAUCGUCAUCCGUCUGGUCACUGACACUACUACCAACUUUCGUGAUACUAUUCCCAACUUUAGUGAUACUAUUCCCAACUUUGGUGAUACUAUCGCCAACACUGUUGGGAUCACGUGUGUUUAAAGAGUUGAUGAGAAGUUGGUAAUUUGAUUCUUGGGAAUAUUUGACGUUGUUCAUGUGAACCUGGAUGAAAAUGGCAAUUUCAUCAGGUCUAGUUAGAUAUGGAAAAUCACCGCCACUCUUCAAAUAACCAACUUUAGAAUUCGAAUACCUACACAAUGGUAUGGGUAUAAGGUUAAAAAUGCAUAGACAACCCAAAUUUGGUAACUAUCAACUUUUACUUAACUACGGA
Messenger RNA from Theileria parva strain Muguga, 2003 nucleotides. RefSeq names its product Protein kinase domain protein (gene iksA). Lineage: Eukaryota; Apicomplexa; Aconoidasida; Piroplasmida; Theileriidae. The transcript has 6 exons. Gene Ontology annotation, biological process: protein phosphorylation. Gene Ontology annotation, molecular function: ATP binding; protein kinase activity. The record is from RefSeq and is a predicted model, not a curated record. Bases 1 to 1536 code for a protein of 511 amino acids.